AUGGCCAAGGACGUCUUCUCCGUCCCCGUCUUCCUCGUCGUCUUCCGCGAGACGCUGGAGACGGUCAUCAUCGUCUCCGUCCUGCUCGCCUUUCUCAAGCAGACGCUCGACGGGCCCAAUGCCGACCGCAACGUCUACAAGAAGCUGCGAGCGCAGAUCUGGAUCGGCGUCGCAACAGGCUUCCUGCUCUGCAUGAUCAUCGCCGCCGCCCUCAUCGGCGUCUUCUACACCGUCGGCUCCAACACCUGGGACCAGUCCGAGCAGUACUACGAGGGCGCCUUCUCCCUCGUCGCCUCCAUCAUCAUCACCCUCAUGGGCGCCGCCCUCCUGCGCAUCGGCAAGAUGCAGGACAAGUGGCGCGUCAAGCUCGCAAAGGCCAUCGAAAGCCCCAUCAAGGUCCGCUCCUCCGACCGCGGCUGGUUCGCCCAGGUCCUCGAGAAGUACGCCAUGUUCUUCUUGCCCUUCAUCACCGUCCUGCGCGAGGGCAUCGAGGCCGUCGUCUUCGUUGCCGGUGUCACCUUUUCGGCCCCCGCGUAUGCCGUGCCGCUGCCUGUCACCCAUAGGGGAGGGUCAUCGACGAAGCUGCAAUACUUCCUCGUCGCGUCCACCUGCCUACUAUAUCUCGUCGGCGCCGGCCUCUUUUCCCGCGCCGUCUGGUCCCUGGAACAGGGCAAAUGGAACAAGAUUGUCGGCAGUGACGCCUCCGAGCUCGGCUCUGGCCCGGGAUCAUACGACAUUGAUAACGUCGUGUGGCACGUCAACUGCUGCAACCCCAACGUCCCCAACAACGGCGGCUGGGGCAUCUUCCAAGCCAUCCUCGGCUGGACAAAUUCCGCCACCUACGGCUCCGUCAUCUCGUACAACCUCUACUGGCUCUUCGUCAUGGCCUCCUUCAUCCUCAUCCGGUUCCACGAGACAAAGGGACGAUGGCCCUUCCAAAAGGCCAAGGCGGCCGUCCCCUCCGACACCGAGGCUCGCAGCGGGAGUGAGAGCCACGAUGUCGCCGAGACGAAGAACGUCUCUGAGAAGACCACCGCUCUCAACUGA
This is a messenger RNA of Trichoderma reesei QM6a, 1047 nucleotides long. RefSeq names its product iron permease-like protein. Gene Ontology annotation, biological process: iron ion transmembrane transport. The transcript is spliced from 4 exons. The record is from RefSeq and is a predicted model, not a curated record. Gene Ontology annotation, cellular component: high-affinity iron permease complex; plasma membrane. Gene Ontology annotation, molecular function: ferrous iron transmembrane transporter activity. NCBI's taxonomy places the organism in Eukaryota, Fungi, Ascomycota, Sordariomycetes, Hypocreales, Hypocreaceae. The coding region runs from base 1 to 1047 and encodes 348 amino acids.